AUGAAGACAUUGAACUUUGGGUAUUGCCCUGGAACAAUAUUACGCCGACUAUCACCCCCAGAUGACGGAGGAGUCACCCCAAUUUGUCACGAUGAUAUCAUGUCAUCUGGGGAUGACGCCAAUGAACUGGUACCGCAAAUUUUCGAUCAGACCACGUCACUCCAUGAUUAUGUGGCUGAGUUUCAAAACUUGCUCAUCCAAUGCGCAGUGCCAAUCAGCCAGCUGGAACUGCGGUUCUACUUCCAACAAGGGCUUACACCGGCUACCGCAAAUCAUCUGCGAGAACACCAUCCAGCCGCACUGGACGAGACUAUCUAG
Phytophthora nicotianae INRA-310 is the source of this 318-nucleotide messenger RNA. RefSeq lists its product as hypothetical. NCBI's taxonomy places the organism in Eukaryota, Oomycota, Peronosporomycetes, Peronosporales, Peronosporaceae. The transcript is spliced from 2 exons. The coding region runs from base 1 to 318 and encodes 105 amino acids. The record is from RefSeq and is a predicted model, not a curated record.